Phytophthora infestans T30-4 is the source of this 2832-nucleotide messenger RNA. RefSeq names its product DNA repair protein REV1. NCBI's taxonomy places the organism in Eukaryota, Oomycota, Peronosporomycetes, Peronosporales, Peronosporaceae. Gene Ontology annotation, molecular function: DNA-directed DNA polymerase activity; deoxycytidyl transferase activity; damaged DNA binding. The coding region runs from base 1 to 2832 and encodes 943 amino acids. Gene Ontology annotation, biological process: error-free translesion synthesis; error-prone translesion synthesis. Gene Ontology annotation, cellular component: nucleus. The record is from RefSeq and is a predicted model, not a curated record. The transcript has 3 exons.
AUGCGACGCCAAGGUGGCCGCGUCGAUGCAGGGAGGAAGCGUGUUGGCGAGCACCAUGACGGCAGCUUCGGCGUGUACAUGUCGCACAAGGUCCAGAAGCUCCGCAACCAGAACGAGAGCUUCACUGCGGCGGCGUCACCUGAUCGCGCACCUAGUGGCAGUAAAUCUGGCAUCUUCCAGGGCAUUCAUGUAUACGUAGACGGGUAUACAAAGCCCAGCAAGGAGGAAAUCCGGCAGCUUAUGUUGCUGCAUGGCGGCGGGUUCGAACAUUACGACACAGGUCGAGUGACGCACCUUGUCGCAACUCAUCUCCCGGCGUCUAAACUACUGCAACUUCAGAAGGCAAGGAAGCCGCUGCCAGUCGUACAUCCAGACUGGAUCGUACAGAGCAUCGAGCAGAACAAACUCCUACCCAUACAGUCGUUCCUGUAUGCAGGCUUCACUGAUCCCACACAAAACAGCAUCUUCAGUUUAUCCGGAUCGGCAACUCAAGCUGAAGACAAAGCAAGCUCUGACGCUGUCUUCGAUGUGCAGGAAGACCCUCCAGCGUUUCCACCGCCAAGUAAGAAUUGCUCCACUACGUCGCUUAAGUUGCGCACCAAUUCCACCAAAGAUGGCCCCGAUUUCGUCCGCCACUUCUUCGCCAAGUCUCGACUUCACCACAUCGGCACGUGGAGAGCAACAUUCCAACAGAAAGCAGCCGAGUUCCAAGCCCAAUACAAAGGAGGCCCCGUAACUAGAGCCUCAGCGACGUCUAGUGAUCGCGUAAUCCUUCACGUAGAUAUGGACUGCUUCUUCGUUGCUGUGGCUGUGCGAGACAAGCCAGAGUUACAGGACGUUCCCGUUGCUGUUGCGCACUCGAGCAACGCUGGGUCGUCCGAGAUCUCGUCGUGCAAUUAUUCAGCGCGAGCCAAAGGAGUGGGUGCAGGCAUGUUCAUGCAGACGGCGAAAGAGCUCUGUCCCGAAUUAAUUGUCCUCCCGUACCAGUUUGACGAUAUCCAACGUGUAUCGUUCCAGAUUUAUGAUAUUUUCUUCUCCCACACUCCGUAUGUACAAGCAGUGAGUUGUGACGAAGCGUUCCUUGAGUUCGAGAAAGGAACGAAGGGUAUGGAGAAGGCAAAUGCCAUAAGACAAGAGAUUUUCGAGCAGACCGGAUGCCCUGCAAGUGUUGGAGUGUCGUUUAAUAUUCUACUAGCAAAAUUGUCUUCUAAAAAGGCCAAACCUGAUGGAGUUUACGCAAUCAGUGACCCGAGUCAAGCGAAAGAGUUCAUGCUGCAACUUAAGGUCCGGGACUUACCAGGAGCUGGACACAUGACAGCUGCAAAGCUCGAAGCGUUGGGAGUUGAAGAUGCUCGCCAACUAGUCUCCAUGACGAGAACUGAACUGGUGCAAUCACUCGGUAAAGCGGCGGGGGAAAGGCUGUUUAAUUACGCUCGAGGCGUCGACAUGCGUCCGCUGUCGAUGGAGUCCAAUAUGAUGCGGAAAAGUGUGUCAGCUGUCGUGAAUUUCGGGAUUCGAUUCGACAAAUGGGAAGACGCGACUGUGUUUUUGAUGGCGCUAGGCGAGGAACUGAGUCAUCGUCUUCGGAAUUUAAAGGUACGGACGAAAUGUCUGACGUUAUUGAUCAAGAAACGCGCGGAAGGAGCUCCGAUUGAGCCGUCGAAGUUUAUGGGUCAUGGCGUUUGUGAUAAUUUCUCAAAAAGUCAAAUUUUAGCUCAACCCACAGACGACGAGGUUGUGAUUGGUAAAGCGUGUAUUGAGCUCCUUCGGCAACUUAAUUUCCCAAGUGAAGACCUUCGUGGUGUCGGCGUACAAGCGACAAAGUUAAUCUCGGAUGCUCCAAGUAAAAAAAAAAGUGGCCAGCUGUUCAAAGCGUGGCUCGAAGACUCUGCACAACAAUCAGGGGACACGUCGUCGAUGCAAGAACCCGAAGAGUGUGAAGCAAAAACUGAGAAUGAACAAAGCACGAGUGACUUUGCAGUGACAAGGUUCUCGCAGAUUAACAUGGGGGUGCUGGAAGAGUUGCCUGAACAACUUCAGCGAGAGAUCUUAGCUUCGUAUGGCCGAGGUGUGCCGUCCGCUGCUGCUCAAGCGAAUCGACAGCCUUUGCAUAAGCGAAAACCUAAUGGGAAGGCGCCACUACGACGCAGACAACCGGCUAGAAACAUCUUUGACUCCAAGUCGAAUAGCCGAUUAGCACGUAGUGUCCAUACUUCGAGUGGUGGGGAUGGGAAGGAGGACGCACUGAAUGAUAUCCGGCUGUCCCAAGUGGACUCGGAAGUGUACCACUCGCUGCCUCUUACGAUCCGAAGAGAAGUGGAUCGAUACGCGAAGAAACGCAGACCUACGUCAACUGCUGCGAGGCCCAGAGCUCCAUCGGUUAGUAGUCCCGAGCAAGCAGUGAAGAAGAAAUCGACUCCUGUUGUGCUACCAACGAUCGAAGAUUUGUAUGCGAACCUGGUUGAGGGUCUUCAAACGACCGAGCACCCGACUGAUAGCCCUCGAGCACAGUCGGCUGCCUUCGACGCAAUCUACUCGCGUAUCUUGGUCGAGGUGGAGAACCGCGCACUGGAUCAGGUCUUGCGGAUGCUCCGCUUUGUUCGUCGGAAGUGUUCCGGGACUGCCACCCCAGCGCAAUUUGCUGAACAGCUGAAGCGCGGAUUCAAUCAUGUUCUGAACCUUGUGAAUCAGGAUAUACGGCGGUGUUUUAAUGGAGUACUGUCCUUGCGACUAGUGGCUCCACUGGGGUUGAAUUCAACAGCUAAUGUACACCAAUCGAACAUCAGCACCCACCCAAAAUUGGAGAUAGGCGAUGGCAUUCUGACAGUGUAA